ACAGUGUCUACCCCGCUCUAGGGCUUCUUUAACGAUACUAGGAAUAAAAAAAAAAAUUCCAUCACGCGAUCUCCGAGUUUCGCUUUCUUCGCGGUUCGAAUCUAUACAGCAAGAAAAAAUCUCCGUAGUUAGCCUCUCGGAAGGUGCACAAAUUGUUGCCUUGCAAACGUGUUUCGUUAGACACAUAAGAUGCCACAGACAAAGGCAAAUGCAUUAUCUGCUGGUAAGCCAGUUGAACCUCAAAAGUUAAGUGAGCUGGAAAAGGCAGUCGAAUCUGAAGAGAAGGUUGAUCUUGAUGAAGACGAUGAGCCUGAGGAGGAGGAGGAGGAGGAGGAGGAGGAGGAGGAGGUUGAGUAUGAAGAGGUAGAGGAGGAGGAGGAAGUUGAAGAAAUUGAAGAAGAGGUGGAAGAAGAAGAGGAGGAACUGGAAGAAGCCGAAGAGGAGGAUACUAAUAAUGCUAUUGGAGCUGAUGUACAGAAAAACAAUAGCGGUGGUGAGAUGAAGGUUGAAGAUGGGGACGAGAAGAAAAAACAUGCUGAACUUCUUGCCCUUCCUCCACAUGGUUCUGAAGUAUACAUAGGCGGCAUUCCCCAUGAUACUUCGGAUGAGGAUUUGAGAGUUUUUUGUGAAUCUGUCGGAGAAGUGGGAGAGGUUCGAAUUAUGAAAGGCAAAGAUUCAGGUGAGAACAAGGGCUUUGCAUUUGUGACCUUUAGAAGUACAGAAUUAGCAUCUAAAGCUAUUGAUGAGCUGAGUAACAAAGAAUUUAAGGGUAAAAAAAUAAAAUGUUCAACGUCAAAAGCAAAGCACCGUUUAUUCAUUGGUAAUGUUCCUAGAAGCUGGGGAGAGGAGGAUCUGAGGAAAGUUGUCACUGAGAUAGGACCCGGAGUUACUGCUGUGGAACUGGUUAAGGAUGUAAAGAACACCAGCAAUAACAGAGGCUUUGCUUUUGUUGACUAUUAUAAUCAUGCAUGUGCUGAGUAUUCAAGGCAAAAGAUGAUGAACCCACAAUUUAAGCUAGGUGAUAAUGCCCCAACCGUGAGUUGGGCUGACCCAAAAAAUGCUGAUUCUUCUGCUUCUUCACAGGUGAAGGCAAUAUACGUGAAGAAUUUGCCAAAGAAUAUAACACAAAACCAGUUAAAGAAGCUUUUUGAACAUCAUGGUAAAAUCACAAAAGUGGUUCUGCCACCUGCCAAAUCUGGAAAGGAAAAAAGUAGAAUAGGUUUUGUACAUUUUGCAGAGAGGUCAAUUGCUAUGAAGGCACUGAAGAAUACAGAAAAAUACGAACUAGAUGGCCAAGUUUUGGAGUGUUCUCUUGCAAAACCACAAGCAGAUGAAAAGGCUGGAGGGUCAAAUUCACAGAAGUCAGGAUUGCUUCCAAAUUAUCCCCCUCGUGUUGGUUAUGGUAUGGUCGAUGGUGCCUAUGGUGGUCUUGGUGCACGAUAUGGUGCUGCAGGCUUUGCACCGCCAAUGAUCUAUGGAAGGGGACCAACUCCUGGCUUGUCAAUGAUGCCAAUGCUUCUGCCAGAUGGACGGAUUGGAUAUGUUUUUUUUGAGUUACAAUCUUCAUCAGAAUCGCUCCCUGAAAAGCUACAACUGGCAACAGCCAGGAGCACAACCACAUAUUGCUUCACAUCAAAGAAGUGUCAUCAGGGGUGGUGGUGGAAAUGGCAACAAGAGUAGUGUCAGUUCAAGCAGGGGAAGGCACAACAAUGAUGGUGGCCAUGGGCGCAGGUAUCGCCCAUAUUAGUAGCCCCUCUUAGUGUGAAAAAUUAUACAUCAGGAAGUGUUUGUUUUAAUCCCAAAAGCCUAAAUAUUGUUAUAUAUAUAUAUAUCUGAAUUUUGCAGUUAUCUUAAUUAUUGAAGGAAGUUAUGGUAUUCUUAUACUUUGGUCAGUCUUAAUUACUUUAGGAAUUUCAGUUGUUUUGAGAAAUUACAAUUUGUACCACAAAUUCUCACUUCCUAUUUUGUAAUGUGGAAUCAAACUAUCGCUUUAG
Juglans microcarpa x Juglans regia is the source of this 1994-nucleotide messenger RNA. Its product is annotated as heterogeneous nuclear ribonucleoprotein Q-like. Bases 190 to 1680 code for a protein of 496 amino acids. NCBI's taxonomy places the organism in Eukaryota, Viridiplantae, Streptophyta, Magnoliopsida, Fagales, Juglandaceae. The record is from RefSeq and is a predicted model, not a curated record. The transcript is spliced from 11 exons. Gene Ontology annotation, cellular component: nucleus. Gene Ontology annotation, molecular function: mRNA binding.